Messenger RNA from Solanum dulcamara, 372 nucleotides. RefSeq names its product cold shock protein 1-like. NCBI's taxonomy places the organism in Eukaryota, Viridiplantae, Streptophyta, Magnoliopsida, Solanales, Solanaceae. The transcript has a single exon. Gene Ontology annotation, molecular function: zinc ion binding; nucleic acid binding. The coding region runs from base 1 to 372 and encodes 123 amino acids. The record is from RefSeq and is a predicted model, not a curated record.
AUGGCCGGUAAAGAGGGUUGCUACAAAUGUGGUGAUAUGGGGCAUAAGAUAAGGGAUUGUCAAGUGGCUUCUAUUAAAGGGGGCAGGGAUUCUAAGAGGGCUCGAUGCAAUGGUGGGACUUCUCAACCCAAACCCGAUGGUAAUUUUAGUGCAUCUACUAUUUCCAAGUGUUCCAAAUAUGGGAUAAAUCAUAAGGGAGAGUGCUUAGCGGGGUUGGAUGCUUAUUAUAGGUGUGGAAAGUUGGGCCAUCAUACAAGUGAGUGUAAGAGUGGUACUAGACCUCUAGAUCUGGCCCAGACUAUAGGUCGUCUGGAUCAAAGUGCUACUAUGUCAGAUUGCGGUCAGCGCCAAGAUAGAUUGUAUGCCUUUUAG